Molecule: messenger RNA, 2405 nt
Organism: Myzus persicae (green peach aphid)
Lineage: Eukaryota; Metazoa; Arthropoda; Insecta; Hemiptera; Aphididae
Product: peptide transporter family 1-like
Exons: 15
Coding region: 119-2212 (697 amino acids)
Biological process (GO): oligopeptide transport; transmembrane transport
Cellular component (GO): membrane
Molecular function (GO): dipeptide transmembrane transporter activity
Source: RefSeq, a predicted model, not a curated record
UUAACACACUCAUUCGGUCUCAGACACCUUAACUUUUCGGUUCAGCGAUAAUAAUUAUUUAAAAAUAUACCUGCCUAUAUAGCGGGCAUCUAAAUAAUUUAUUAUUUUUCAGCCCAACAUGGAUUUGGUGUUUGAUCAAAAAGAAAAAUUGAAAUACCCAAAGUCCAUAUGGUUUAUCGUGCUUAAUGAAUUAUGCGAAAGAUUUACCUAUUACGGAAUGAGAACCGUCUUGGUUUUGUACCUGACAACAAUAUUGAAGUUUGACGGUGACGAUUCGACGAUAAUUUAUCACAGUUUCGUAUUUCUGGCGUUCUUCAUGCCUCUGCUUGGUGCGAUCCUUGCUGACUCUUAUUGGGGGAAAUUCAAAACGAUUCUGUAUUUGUCAGCGGUGUAUGGACUGGGUAACAUUGUGCUCACCGGGGCUUCGAUGGCAAACAUGUUUAGCCUAGACGUUCAAAAAAUCAUCGCUUUGCUCGGGUUAUUUUUAAUAUCCGUCGGCACGGGGGGCAUAAAACCGUGCGUUUUCACGUUCGGUGGCGAUCAAUUCCGGUUGCCCGAGCAAGAAAAACAGCUGCUACAUUACACUACCAAAUUCACGUUCGCAAUCAACAUUGGAGCUUUGUUAUCAACGUGUCUGACGCCCGAGUUGAGACAGAGCGUACAUUGUCUUGGCAGAGACACGUGUUUUCCGUUGGCUUUCGGUGUGCCAGCAGUGCUCAUGUUGACUGCCAUAGUGAUAUUCGUGUCUGGCAAAAACAUGUACGUGAAGAAGAAACCGGAACACAACGUCAUCGCCAGGACAUUCGGUUGCAUUUUCUACGCGCUGCGAACGAAGAUGACUUCGCGGGUCCCUUGCCAAUCGCACUGGCUGGAAAACGCAAAGGGCGUGUACACCGAAACGGAAAUAUCAGAAACGAGGACAGCCCUGGACGUGAUUACCGUGUUCAUGGCUUAUCCGGUGUUUUGGUCGUUAUACGAACAACAGGGUUCCCGGUGGACAUUACAGGCCAUGCUGAUGAAUGGACGCUUGGACUUCUUAGACUGGACUAUCAAACCCGAUCAAAUGCAGACCUUAGUGCCAUUGUUCGGACUGACGUUUCUCGUUCUCUUCGACGUCGCCUUAUAUCCGUUGCUCGCCAAAGUUGGCGUCCGGAAACCUUUACAAAAGCUCACGUUGAGCGGUGUCUUGGCCGUCACAGCAUUUGUCAUCGCAGCCUUACUGCAGUUCAAAAUUUUUGGAGACACCUCUGAGAUACCACCUGGACAAGGGCGCCUAAACAUUUACAACGGAUUCGAUUGCAAAGUGUUCGUACGUUCGAGGACGUUACACUUGCAGGGUCGCAUCGAUUCGCUAGAAAUGAUCAAUCUUACUCAUACAGUAGUGUCACGGGAUGACGUCUUCGUCACAUUAGAAUUUGAACCCGAGUGUUCGUUUGUACCAGAAAACUACGAGUUCGACACUACCGUGACGAUAAUCGAGGGAGAGGAGAAUUCUUAUCACCUUGUCAAUUUAAAUCCAAACACAAUCACAUUAAACCACGUUGGCGUUAGUGACAGUUUAGUUAAAGACAAAUAUGGAAACCCUAACUUAAGAAUCUUGAUCGACUACACAUUUGAUUUUGACGAUAAUAUUACAUUGACUAGUGCAGAUCAAAACUCGUUUACCUCGUACCCUCUCUCUCUAUUUCGAGGGAUGAACUUUAAUGCCGUUAAAGUAGGGAAAUAUAAUUUAGUGUACAACGGAAAACCAUUGACCAUUCCACCUAUGGACAUAAAACCUGCCACGUUUUACACGCUCACUUUACAACGAAACGGCAAUAAAAUGGAUGCACGGUUAUUUUCCGAGAACGAAGGGAACUAUAUUCACAUUCUAUGGCAGCUACCACAAUAUUUGUGUAUGAUUAUAGCAGACGUCAUAUUCGUGGUCACGACAUUAGAAUUUUCGUUCAUAGAGGCGCCGGUGAACAUUAAGUCGUUCAUAUCUGCUGUGAGCUUACUGACAACGGCAUUGGGAAAUUUGUUGGUCGUAAUCAUAUCGGCAAUAUCGAUUAAAAAUCAGGCACACGAAUAUCUCUUCUACUCCGGUCUCAUGCUUGCCGACACGUUGUUAUUGGCCUAUUUCAGUAUGGUUUAUCGGAGCAAGAAUGCCAACGAGACUGACGCAAUGUCACAUGCCGUAAACAAAAAGGACGAAACUACUGUUUUCAACUGAGCACUGUUAUAUUCAAUUAUUUUGACAAUAAGCCCGAACUCGAAGAAUGGUAUUCAUUGUAGGACCGCAUUGUUUUAAAACCCACCGUUAUAUUAAUUACGGAUUUUGAAACCUAUUAUUGAUAUAUAACAUAUUAUUUUAGAAACAACAAAUAAAAUUACAUAUAUUAUUAUGUAUGUAUGUGGAUAUGUUA